AUGGGUGUGGUAAUGAAAGCUCUAGUCUUCAUUAACAUGGUGGUAUGUCUAAACUCAGUUGUCCAUGCCCUUCAAGCAGUCGUAGAAAGCCCACCUUAUGUUCCAUCAAGAUGUUUCGGUUCAAAAGAUCAAGGUGUCAUGGUUGCAAAACUGCAUAGCAGCCUGUUUGCCAAUGGAAGAGCAUGUGGAAGAAAGUACCGUAUUCGCUACACCAGUGGAACAAACAAAGCCAUCCAUGAUGCAUGCACCGGAAACACUAUUGUUGUCAUGGUUAUUGAUCAAUGCAAGACAUGCUUAGCGAAUGACCUUGUACUUUCCCAAGAGGCGUUUGCGAAGAUUGCCCGUCCUAAUCUUGGGAGAGUAAACAUCGCCUACCAGCAGUAUGAACUAUCUAUUAUUGAACUCAUUCUUCUUUUUGAAGUUUACAUUUUCGUUUGCCAGCUUACUAAUUUACUAAUUGGGAUUUUCUAUGGUGGUUUUCAGGAUCUAAUUAUGCAAAAUAUGAAGCAUCCUGUUAUGUGUUUUAGUACCAAGUGUUUUAGUACCAAGAGGCGGACAAAUGAAUGA
Messenger RNA from Helianthus annuus (common sunflower), 567 nucleotides. RefSeq names its product EG45-like domain containing protein. Gene Ontology annotation, cellular component: cell wall; apoplast. NCBI's taxonomy places the organism in Eukaryota, Viridiplantae, Streptophyta, Magnoliopsida, Asterales, Asteraceae. Bases 1 to 567 code for a protein of 188 amino acids. Gene Ontology annotation, biological process: systemic acquired resistance. The record is from RefSeq and is a predicted model, not a curated record. The transcript is spliced from 2 exons.